AUGACUGGUGGCAGCAACAGCUCCUCCUCCUCCUUGUCUUCUUCUCUCUCAUCCUCCCUCACUUCUUCCAACAUCAAACACAAUCUUCCCAUUACUCUAGACAUGGACACCGUUCAAUACUCCACGUGGGCGGAGUUGUUCAAGAUCCAUGCGCGUUCUAGUUGUGUCAUUCAUCAUAUUAUACCGUCGGCUACCACCACACCUCCUCAAACUGAUGAGGAAAAGGAGGAGUGGUCCACCAUUGAUGCCACGGUUUUAAAGUGGAUUUAUGCCACGAUUUCGGAUGACUUGCUCAACGCCAUCCUUGAGCCGGAUUCUACUGCCAAGGAAGCGUGGGAUCGCCUUCGUGAUAUCUUUCAAGAUAAUAAAAUGUCUCGUGCGGUCACCUUAGAGCAAGAUUUCUCCAACCUUACUAUGGAGGAUUUUCCAAAUGCAUCAUCCUAUUGUCAACGCCUAAAAAUGUUGGCUGAUCAGUUGAAGAAUGUUGGUGCGCCGGUAUCUAAUAAUCGUCUCGUGUUGUAA
Messenger RNA from Beta vulgaris subsp. vulgaris (sugar beet), 522 nucleotides. RefSeq lists its product as uncharacterized. NCBI's taxonomy places the organism in Eukaryota, Viridiplantae, Streptophyta, Magnoliopsida, Caryophyllales, Amaranthaceae. The transcript has a single exon. The record is from RefSeq and is a predicted model, not a curated record. The coding region runs from base 1 to 522 and encodes 173 amino acids.